AUGACCCAACGCAGAUCCCAUUCCCAUUGUCUCUUUCCAACAAAACAGGGUUCUCUUUCUCUCUAUCUCUCUCCACCAACUUCAGGGAGUUCCAUAAAUUUAGGCGAAUUGCCCAAUCUUCCGAACGCAGCUCCCCCCUCGCAGACUUCAAUUCAAUUAUCGGUGUUGCAGUUUUCGAAAGCCUAUCCACCCGAAUUCAGGAUUCUUGAGACCCUCCCCUGA
Lactuca virosa is the source of this 222-nucleotide messenger RNA. NCBI's taxonomy places the organism in Eukaryota, Viridiplantae, Streptophyta, Magnoliopsida, Asterales, Asteraceae. The record is from the annotation of a GenBank genome assembly.